Molecule: messenger RNA, 1485 nt
Organism: Dovyalis caffra
Lineage: Eukaryota; Viridiplantae; Streptophyta; Magnoliopsida; Malpighiales; Salicaceae
Source: the annotation of a GenBank genome assembly
AUGUCAAGCAGGCGACUUCGGGCAUUCAAGAGGUGGAUGAUAUCCCAAGGCAUUGAAUGGAGCAAGGAGACACUCGAAUUUAUCGACACCCCAGAAGAAGGAAUCUCAGUGAAGGCAUUGUGGGAUUUGAAUGAAGGAGAUUUGAUUUCUAAAAUACCUAAAGCUGCUUGCCUUACUAUUAAGACUAGUGGGGCUAGAGACUUGAUUGAAUCUGCUGGUCUGGAUGGUUAUUUGGGACUAUCAGUGGCUCUAAUGUACGAGAAGAGCUUAGGUGGGGACUCUCCUUGGGCUGGUUACUUUCAAGUCUUGCCUGACUGUGAGUGCUUGCCUUUGGUCUGGUCUCUUGAUGAAGUUGAUCAGCUGCUUCGUGGCACUGAGCUUCACAAGAUAGUGAAGGAAGACAAGGCUCUUAUUUAUGAGGAUUGGAAAGAAAGCAUAUUGCCUCUUUUGGAUUCCCUGCCAUCAAAUAUUGAUCCAAAAUUUUUUAGAGUGGACCAAUAUUUUGCUGCAAAGAGCUUGAUUGCUUCUCGUUCGUUUGAGAUUGAUGAUUAUCAUGGAUUUGGAAUGGUUCCUUUGGCAGACCUCUUUAAUCACAAGACUGGAGCUGAGGAUGUGCACUUUACGUGUACAUCAUCUCAUUCUGAAUCUGAUGAUGACUCCGACAAUAGUGAUACUGAUGACUUAGAUGCUGAUAAUAUUGACAACAAGGAACAAUCAAGUGAGCUGGAGUGCUCUUCAGUUGCUGGGGAUGAUCCCUCAGUGUUGGAAAUGAUUAUGGUGAAAGAUGUUAAAGCUGGGGUUGAGGUCUUUAAUACAUAUGGGUUGAUGGGUAAUGCUGCAUUGCUUCACAGAUAUGGGUUUACAGAGCCAGAUAAUUCCUUUGGCAUUGUCAAUAUUGAUUUGGAAUUGGUACUAGAAUGGAGUUCCUCUUUAUUCUCUAGCAGGUUACGUAGAGCAAGGUUGUCCCUUUGGAGAAGAAUAGAUUAUGGGGGAUGUGCCAGCCAGAGUGCUGAAUACUUUGAGAUAUCAUCUAACGGGGAACCACAAAUUGAGUUGUUGAUUUUAUUGUAUAUAAUGUUGUUACCGGAGGAUGCUUAUCACAAGUUGGAUCUUGCAGUCUCAACUGCAAAUAACUACGAAGGAUCUGUUGGCACAAUUUUAUCAAAAAAAUGCAAUAUCCCAUGGGAUAAUAGCUCAGAAUCGAGAGCAGACUUGCUGCUGACAGAAAGUGUAUGCAAUGCUCUUUUGUGGCUUGCUGAUAAGAGGGAGAGUUUGUAUGGCUCAAAUUCAAUAAAACAUGAUAUUGAAGCACUGGAAAAAUGUUGUAUGAAAGAGAGAAAGCUAUACCAUUCCCUGAUGUUGCGUGUGAGUGAAAGGACGAUUCUCGAGAAUCUUAGAACUUAUGCUGCUGUUGGUGCUCGUUCCCAGUCUUCUUUCAAAGGCAUUCAGAGAGCAUCUAUGAGGAAGAGAUUAAAGAGGAACUGA